Vicia villosa (hairy vetch) is the source of this 3611-nucleotide messenger RNA. RefSeq lists its product as uncharacterized. The transcript has 4 exons. The record is from RefSeq and is a predicted model, not a curated record. Bases 400 to 1941 code for a protein of 513 amino acids. NCBI's taxonomy places the organism in Eukaryota, Viridiplantae, Streptophyta, Magnoliopsida, Fabales, Fabaceae.
CACUACUCCUCUUAACAUCAUGUUUUAGGUUAAAAUAUAAAAAAUUGAAAAUAGAAAAAAGAAAAAGAAAACUGAAAGGAGAACGAAAGGUCUCCUUCUUCAAACACCCACCGCCGAAUCUCAUCCACAACAGUGCCGCCAUCUCUCACUAGUUGAUUCUUUUGGUUAGUUGAUUCUUUUGGUUCUAGUGCGUCUUUCCCCCUUCCCGCAUCGUAACCGCUCAGUCUAACCCUGUUCAUCGCGCCGCUUUCGAGUCCGUUGGCAUCACCGUCCUUUCUUCCAACAACGACUGAAGGAAGUUGUGUUGAAAUUGAAGUCACUUUUAACUAAGAACAAGCUUUUGGUUUAAGUUGAUGCUGGAAUCAAGUUGAAAGAUCUCCAGGUAACAGAAAACCAAACAUGAUGAAGAAGGAUUGGGUGGAGUUGCCUCCACACAGUCAAGGUUACAAGGAUGGUGUCAAUUACUUUUUGGAUAUUGCAUUCACCAAAGGAAAGGUUGAAGAAGAUGAGAUUUUGUGUCCUUGUGCUGUCUGUUGCAAUGAUAGUUGGGAAGUAAGAGAUGUAGUGUAUGACCAUUUAUGUAGCAAAGGAUUUGUAAAAGGGUACACUGAAUGGAUUUAUCAUGGUGAAGAUGAAAACCUUAUGGAUCUUGAUGGUGAUAGUGAUGAUGAAACAUCAUCUCAUGAUGAUAUCGAUGGCUUAUUAUUUGAGACUUUUAAAGAUAUAGCCGAAGGAGGUGGAGUACAUGAAGGGAUAAAUGAAGAUGCAAAAAAAUUUUAUAAACUAGUUGAUGAUGCAAAUCAAGAGUUAUAUCCUGGCUGUGAAAAGUUUUCCUCGUUAUCAUUCACUAUUCGAAUUUAUUUGUUGAAAUGUCUCCAUGGAUGGAGCAAUGCAUCAUUCACCGCUCUCUUAGAGUUGUUGAAAGAGGCUAUGCCAGAUUUGAACAUCCCUGUCUCUUUCAAUAAAACAAAAUCUAUGAUAAAAGAUUUGGGCUUAGACUAUAAAAAGAUUGAUGCAUGUCCCAACAACUGCAUGUUGUUUUGGAAAGAUCAUGGGAAAGAUGAUUCAUGUCAUAUUUGUGGAGCAUCAAGGUGGAUUGAAUAUCCUGAAGUUGCUAAUGAUCUUGAAGAAUCUAUAAAAGCUCACAAGGUUCCUGUUAAAGUUCUAAGACAUUUUCCUUUGAUUCCAAGAUUGAAAAGACUUUUUAUGUGCUCAAAGACAGCCGACACAUUGAGGUGGCAUGCAGACCAUCGUUCAAGGGAUGGGAAGAUAAGGCAUCCGGCCAAUGCCCAAGCAUGGAAAGACUUUGAUGCAAAACAUUCAGAUUUUGCUCGUGAAACUCGUAACAUAAGACUUGGGUUGGCAAGUGAUGGGUUUAAUCCAUUUAGGACUAUGAGUCUUUCACAUAGCACAUGGCCCGUUGUAUUAACAAUAUAUAACUAUCCGCCAAAUUUGUGCAUGAAGGCUGAAAAUUGUUUGAUGUCGUUACUUAUUCCUGGCCCGAAGUCACCCGGAAAUGAAAUUGAUGUGUUGUUGCAGCCACUUAUUGAGGAGCUUAAGAUAUUGUGGGAUGUCGGUGUAGAAACAUAUGAUAUUUCAAAAAAUCAAUCAUUUCAAAUGCGUGCAUCUCUUAUGUGGACUGUGAAUGACUUCCCUGCAUAUGCUAUGUUAUCCGGUUGGAGUACUAAAGGGAAGUUUGCUUGCCCUGCUUGUAAUCAUAAAACUUCUUCAAGAUACUUAAAACAUAGUCGAAAGAUGUGUAAUAUGGGUCAUCGAGUCUUUUUAGAUUCAAAUCAUAGUUGGAGAUCAAAUUCAAGUUCUUUUGAUGGAAAGCCGGAAUAUAGGUCUGCACCCUCCUUGUUAGAUUCAACAAUGAUUUUAAAAGACUUAGAAAAGAUCCCUGACGUAGUGGGGCAGAAAUAUCAGAAAAAAAAGGCAUGAUACAUGGAAGAAAAAGUCUAUCUUUUGGCAAUUACCUUAUUGGAAGGAUAAUUCUUUGCGCCAUAAUGUAGAUGUUAUGCAUGUAGAAAAGAACAUUUGUGAUAAUAUAAUAGGGACUCUCUUAGAGAUUGAAGGGAAGAAAAAGGAUCAUGCAAAAGCUCGUUUGGAUCUACAACACAUGGGGAUUCGAAAAAAACUCCAUUUGAGGGAAACAAGUGAUGGUAAGAAAACUCAAAUCCCGAAGGCAUGUUUCUCCCUAACAAAGCAGGAGAAAUCUGUUUUUUGUAAUGUUUUAAAGACAGUAAAACUUCCUGAUGGCCUUGCAUCUAAUAUUUCUCGAUGUGUUCAAGUUAAUGACGGAAAAGUUUCUGGAUACAAGAGUCAUGAUGCUCAUAUUAUAUUGCAUUACUUGUUACAAGUAGCAAUAAGAGGGAUAGCCCCUAAUCAAGUUGUUAUUCCUUUGCUCAGGCUUUGUUCAUUUUUUCGGUGUUUAUGCCAGAAGGUUAUAGACGUGAAAACUUUAGAUUACUUGGAAGUAGAAAUUGCUGAAACACUUUGCCAAUUUGAGCGUAUCUUCCCUCCGAGUUUCUUUGACAUAAUGGUUCACUUACCAAUUCACCUUGCAAAUGAAGUCCGAUUGGGCGGACCAGUUCAAUUUCGAUGGAUGUAUUAUAUGGAAAGAUAUUUGGGUGAUUUAAAAUCUUUUGUUCGUAAUAGGAGUCGUCCAGAGGGUUCUAUCGCUGAAGCUUACUUGGUUAAAGAAUCUCUAACAUUUUGUUCAAGAUAUUUGUCUAGUGUUGUAGACACAAGGAUGAAUAGAAUGACACGAAAUAGCGAUGAUAUUCCAGGCAUAGGUCAUCCAAUUGGGGGAAAGAAACUAAUUUCCCUUGACCAUAAGUCUCUAAACCUUGCUCACGGUUACAUUUUAUUCAAUUGCGAUGAAGUGCAAGAAUACAUUAGGUAUAAUCAUCUACUUGAUACAACAUUUCAUUCUCACAAUAAGUUUUAUUUUUCUUUCGUAUUGAAAAGUUAGUUAUUUAUUUUGUAGAGAGCAUGAGGUUAAUGUUCAUAAUCCUAAAAAAAAAAAGGAAGUCCAAAAAAGCUAACAAUCAAAGAGAAGAUUUUAUUCAAUGGUUUGAAACACGUGUCAUGGAUGAGGAAGUUACUGAAUGGUUGAAGGUGUUGUCUAGGGGACCAAAUGAUGUUGUUAGAAGGUAUUCUGGUUAUGUUAUUAAUGGAUACAGGUUUCAUACAACAAACCGCGAAGCAAGGCUUAAAACACAAAAUAGUGGUGUGACAUUAGAAGCGGUGACUCAAGUUCUUAGAAAUGCGAAGGAUGAAAAUCCCAAAAAGAUUUGUGUGACUUACUAUGGGGCAAUAAAAGAUAUUAUAGAGUUAGAUUAUUAUGGUCAUGAAAAAUAUGUAUUGUUCAGAUGUGAUUGGUUUGUGAAUGAAAAGGAUAAAUAUGGCUCGCCGUUCGUUUACUUUAACAAAAAAUGCUACAAAAAUGAUCCAUUUGUGUUGGCAUCUCAAGUUCAACAAUGUUUCUUUAUUGAAGUAUUCCUUGUAUGAAUGGUUUUUUGCUUAAUUAAAGUAUUCCUUGGAUGAGUGGUUCUCUGGAAUAGGCAUUUUAAUUCACAGGCUGUUUUGUUAUGGAAUUAUUUUGAUUU